GCAUACACGUGUUAUCUUUCAAUGCAUGUCUCGCGGAUGGUGAACCCACAAACCGGAAACGCUCCGACGAAAAUCAGAACAGCUUGCAACACUGCAAAGGAGUUAAGGACUUACUGCACAGACUGAAAGGUGAUGGAUUGAUGACAGUGUCCUCCGCCUCCGCCUACAUUCUUUAACCUCAAAAGUGGGGGAGUGUAGUUAAACAUGGCAGAUGCCCAUGAUCCAACUAUUUGCAAACGCUCAGGAUCAGAUCAAAAGAAGUUUAAACUUUCCCCCAAACGAAAGAGUCACAGACUGUCGUCCCACAAGUGAACAUUGAAUCAGCACUUGGCGUGAAGUGAAGGCCUCAAAAGGACUGAAAAGUGAUGCAGAGGUGGCCCUGACUCUGCGCGAUAAGUGUGGGUUUGUGUUUCUCUGUAUGAAGAAUGAAGACGUUGUUCGCCAAAUCAGAUUCCUCUGGACCCGCUGAUAAAAAGAUGAAGUUGUCCCAGUCUGAGGUGCAGAGGCUGAUCGAGCAGGAGGUUCAAACUGCGCUGAAAAAGAAAGAAAACAAGCUGCUGGGUUUAUUAGGAACAAUUCAGGAGCUGGAUGAAUCGCUCAACUACAAAAGCUCUAUCCAAAAAUUGGAGGAACGGAUAAACACCGUAACCAAGAGAGCGGAAGCAGCUAUCGCCUUCAUGACACAGAAAGAGAGCCCAGGGCCAUCUCUUAAUGAUGUCAAUUUGAAAAGGGCAGACACUGUGGGGAAAAAAAUGGAAAUCCCAACUGUUGACAAAAAAGGCAUUGAGAGCAUGGAAGCCAAUGAGGAGCUCUUAAAUAUGAUGAAAAGCACGAAAAGAGCAUUAACAAAGAUGCAAGAAGACAAUGAAUCUUUGAAGGUCGCCAUAGCUGAUUUAAGAGAGGAGCUGCCUUUUCCGUCUACUAACGGCUCUCCGGCAAGUGAGGGAACUCAAAUACUUAUUAAGAAAGAGCCGGAUCAUGUGGUGGAAAAAAUAAAAGUAGAGGAAACAAAGCAGUGUGAGGAACCAACGGCUAAGAGGGUGAAAGCAGAAAGUCUUUCUCCCGACCAUAGUAGCAGACCCAAGCAAACAGACACCAAGCAGGACACGCUCUCGUAUCCUCCUCUGCCCUUAAAACCCUUCCCCCCCGUCCUAAGCAUGGAGGUGGCUUCAUACAACAUCCCCGGGAGACCGAAAGUGGAUUUGGCUUUCAUCAAGAACCCCGCCACCCUCUCUGUGCUCUGGGACGUGGAGGAUAAAGGCCAACCAGCACCACCCAUGGAUAGAUACUGCCUCUUCAUCACUACGGAGAAUGUAAAAGGUAGCGGUGUCUUUCCGAGUUGGACAGCCCUUGGGGAGGUGGCAGCCAUCCCACUACCCAUGUGUGUGAUGCUUAGCAAAUACAAGCCCGGCCACAAGGUUUGUGUCGCUGUGAUUGGCAAAGACAAGUUUGGCCGGUACGGACCUUAUAGUAAAGUUGUGUCCAAAGCCAUACCCGAGUAGGAUAUGAGGUCAAGGGAGAAAGACAACACAAACAGCUACUUCACUAAGGGUUUUUCACAUGAAGGACAUUGUUUUCUAAACAUUUCAUGACAUGAAGAGCAUCGAAAGGACACCAUUUUUUUUUUGUGCCUUUAAGCAAUAUUACAUUUUCUUUUGAGAAAAGUGAAAUAUAUAAUAGCAUCCAAUGUUAAAAGAGAGUUCCCUACGGUCCUCCAGCAACGUUUACGUUACCAAUGGGAGCAGUGUCAAUAUGUAUACCUUUUCUUACCAUUUAUGCCAUAAAAUGGUUAAGCCUUAUUUGGGAAGUAUUUUUUAUAAUGUACGUUGAUGUUAUUAUUCAUUGAGUUACUUGAAGUUGAAAAUGUAUACUCUGAAUGGUCAAUUGUUGAACUCUAAAGAACAAAACUAUAUUAA
Eleginops maclovinus (Patagonian blennie) is the source of this 1916-nucleotide messenger RNA. It is a transcript of the gene atf7ip2, whose product is annotated as activating transcription factor 7 interacting protein 2. The transcript has 14 exons. The record is from RefSeq and is a predicted model, not a curated record. Gene Ontology annotation, molecular function: protein binding; transcription coregulator activity. Bases 426 to 1502 code for a protein of 358 amino acids. Lineage: Eukaryota; Metazoa; Chordata; Actinopteri; Perciformes; Eleginopidae. Gene Ontology annotation, biological process: regulation of DNA-templated transcription. Gene Ontology annotation, cellular component: transcription regulator complex; nucleus.